This is a messenger RNA of Orbicella faveolata, 1035 nucleotides long. RefSeq lists its product as uncharacterized. The record is from RefSeq and is a predicted model, not a curated record. Lineage: Eukaryota; Metazoa; Cnidaria; Anthozoa; Scleractinia; Merulinidae.
AUGCUAAGACUGACAUUUGGAGUGAACUCUAGUCCAUUUCUUGCCAUUGCAACAGUGAAUGCUCAUGUCAAUAAGUACGUAGAGACAUUCCCUGACGCCACAAGGGAAAUCCUACAUAACAUGUAUGCAGAUGAUUGCUUAACAGGAGCUGACUCAGACAACUCAGCGCUGAAACGUCAACAAGAGAUGUCAGACAUUAUGAUGGCAGCAGCGUUCAACUUGACAAAACGGGCUAGCAAUUCAAAGUUCGUCAUGGAUAGCAUAGACCCAAACAAAAGAGCAACGUCACUACUAGUGGAGUGUGAUUCACGUGAGCCACUCAAAGCCCUAGGUGUAUCAUGGGACUUGAAUUCUGACCGCUUCAGAUUCAUUGCACCAAAUGAAAGUGUUUCAUCUCAUGAUCCAAUGACGAAAAGGAGCUUUCUAAGUUUAGCAUCGAGAAUGUUCGACCCAGUGGGAUUGAUAUCUCCUUUCACUGUGAGAGCAAAGAUCCUUUUCCAAGAACUGUGGAGGAGAGGAUUAGAAUGGGACGACCCAUUAGAUAGUGACAUUGAACAGGAGUGGUCAUCGUGCAAAUCAGAGUUGUUGCAGCUGAAAGAUGUGACAAUACAUCGAUGGUUUGGAACAAGUGUCACUUCGAGGUCUAUGGUCGAGCUACAUGGUUUUGGAGACGCUUCUCCAAAGGCCUAUGGAGCAGCAGUGUACAUUCGAGUUAUAGACAGUGUAGGACAAGUAUCCACUAAGUUGGUUAUGUUAAAAUCGAGAGUUGCACCUAUCAAGGAAGUGUCACUUGCACGACUAGAGCUACUGGCAGCAGUUGUCAAUGCUGGACUACUGAAGUUUGUUGUAGAAACAUUGCAGAUCAAGAUGCACCGUGUUGUAUACUGGACAGAUAGUAUGGUGACGCCACAUUGGAUAAGAAGACAAAGUUCGUGCUGGCAGCCAUUUGUGGCAAAUCGAGUAUUAAAAAUACAGUCCACAUGGAAUCCUGUCGGAACUGUUGUGCUAGCAAGGACAAUCCUGCAGAUUUGUUGA